Messenger RNA from Diospyros lotus (date-plum), 1352 nucleotides. RefSeq lists its product as uncharacterized. The record is from RefSeq and is a predicted model, not a curated record. The transcript has 7 exons. Gene Ontology annotation, molecular function: zinc ion binding. Bases 225 to 1157 code for a protein of 310 amino acids. Lineage: Eukaryota; Viridiplantae; Streptophyta; Magnoliopsida; Ericales; Ebenaceae.
AGUGAAGUCAAGUCUCCCAGAUGAGGCGUACGCACCGGGCGCAACUUAGAGAAGAGCGCUUCAUCAUCCUAGACCCAUCCGAAGUCCAAAUACAGAACAAAACGCCAGUCUUCCUCUGUGGAAUUCUUCAAUCAGUCUUCGUUCAAUUCCCUCUUCGGAACACAAAGGGAUUGAUUCGGUCAUUUGGUAAUUCUUUGAGUCGCGGUGGAGAAGUUUGAGGGUCGAUGAAAGGGGAAUUGCAGUUGGAGCCGACGGGUGGGCGAAACCCUAGUGACUCUGAUCCUCUGCUUAAAAAUCAACAUGUGGAUUCGCCGUUGUCUUCGUCAUCACUGGCAAGUUCGGAUGAGAUAAAGAGUGAGGAUGCUGAAGGUGGUUCUCUUGCCUGUUGCCGCAUUUGCCUUGAAUGCGAGGGCGAGGGAGAUGAUGAAUUGAUAUCUCCAUGCAUGUGCAAAGGCACUCAACAGUUUGUGCAUCGAUCAUGCCUUGAUCAUUGGCGGUCGGUUAAGGAAGGAUUUGCUUUCUCUCAUUGCACUACUUGCAAGGCUCAGUUUCAUCUUCGAGUUUCUAAGUUUGAAGACAGUGAAUGGCGUAAAACAAAAUUCAGGCUUUUUGUUGCCAGGGAUGUUUUCCUUGUAUUUUUGGCUGUGCAAACUGUUAUUGCUGCUGUGGGUGGGUUUGCAUACCUCAUGGACAAAGAUGGAACCUUCAGGAAUUCAUUCAGUGAUGGUUGGGAUCGUGUACUGUCAAAGCAUCCCAUUCCAUUUUACUAUUGUAUAGGAGUGCUCUCCUUCUUUGUGCUGCUUGGGUUCUUUGGACUCAUACUACACUGCUCCUCCCUCAAUAGCAAUGACCCGCACAUGGCUGGCUGCCAGAAUUGCUGUUAUGGAUGGGGCAUUUUGGACUGUUUUCCUGCAUCUAUGGAAGCCUGCUUUGCUAUGGUUAUUGUCUUUGUUGUCAUUUUCGCUAUUCUUGGAAUAGCUUAUGGCUUCCUUGCUGCAACCAUGACUCUCCAAAGAAUUUGGCAGAGACACUACCACAUCCUCACCAAGAGGGAACUCACGAAGGAGUACAUAGUAGAGGAUCUACAUGGACUCUACAGUCCCCCAAAACUGGACCAAGAACACGAAGAGCGACUAAAAAUGCUCAAGCUCUUAUAGUAAGUGCUGAGCGGGUGAAAGAAUAACUGGUUGUAAGGCUACUGUCUGUAUUUUUACUGGAUGAUAAAUCGAGUUGGUAUGUGAACCAAUGUUAUGCUAAAUAUACAGCAGAACAUGAAAUAGCAAAUCAAGAACAUAAACUUGUGAGCUGAUGGUAAAUAACACUCUAGUUCAAUGCGCUGGCUUGCUUACCCA